This is a messenger RNA of Lathyrus sativus (Indian pea), 2457 nucleotides long. Lineage: Eukaryota; Viridiplantae; Streptophyta; Magnoliopsida; Fabales; Fabaceae. The record is from the annotation of a GenBank genome assembly.
AUGGGGAAGAAGAACCUUAAAAGAAAGAAAGAAGAAAUAGCUGAGGAUUGUUGUUUCGUUUGCAAGGAUGGUGGUAACAUGAGAGUGUGCGAUUUUAGGGAUUGCCUUAAAACUUAUCAUGCUGAAUGCGUGAACGAAGAUGCUUCCUUUUUGACAAGUAACAAUAAUUGGUGUUGUUGGUCACAUUAUUGCUUCCUAUGCGAUAAAGCAUCAAAGUUUAUGUGCUUCUUCUGCCCAACAGCUGUUUGCGGAAAAUGUUACUAUGAUGUUGAUUUUGCUAAAAUCAAAAGAAACAAAGGAUUUUGUAGGCACUGCUCAAAACUUGCAUUUCUAAUUGAGAAAAAUGCUGAUGUUGAUUCUGAUGGUGAAAAAGUAGAUAUGAAAGAUCCAGCUACAUAUGAAAGUUACUUUGUAGAAUAUUAUGAAGUCAUUAAAAGAAAAGAAGGGCUGAAUUCCCAGCAUGCUCAUGCCGCCCGUGACUUGAUAAAAAAUAGAAAAAAGAAGUGUGACAUGGAUUCAUAUGAAAUAGGUGAUGGGGAAGAUGAUAGUGGUGAAUCUGAUGUGAGUAAUUUUCUGGGUUCUGAUAGUGAAGACCUAGAUAGCACAACAGGAGUUAAAUCUUCGGGGAGAAAGAGGAAGUGCAUGAAAAAGCUAGAAUCAAUAAAAGGAAAAGUAGUGAAAGAUAAGAAAAAAGAUUUUGAUGGAUGGGGUUCAAGAAGUCUCGUAGAUUUUCUUAAAAAUAUUGGUAGAGACACUACCAAAGCGUUUUCAGAACUUGAUGUUACUUCGAUCAUCAUUGACUACUGCCAUAAAAACAAGCUUUUUGACCCCACGAAAAAGAAAAGGGUAAUGUGUGAUGAAAAGUUAAAGAAUUUACUAAGGCGUAAAUCAGUGAAUAAAAACAGUAUACAAAACCUUCUUGCAUCGCAUUUUGUAGAGAAUUUUGAGGAAACAGAUGAUAUGGUCAGUAGUUCAGAAGAAAUGGGUGACAAAGAAGCAUUCAAGUUUUCUGAGCAGAGACAUUUGAAUUCAACUACAAAAUCUUGUCCGAAAGUAGUUUCUCAAGAGCUUCCAAGUGGAUUUGCAGCUAUAAUUAGUUCAAACCUAAAACAUGUCUACUUGAAGAGAAGCUUAAUUGAGGAGCUUUUGAAGCAACCAGAAAGCUUUGAUGGCAAAGUAUUGGGAAGUUUUGUUAGAACCAAAACCGACCCAAAUGAUUAUUUACAGCAUAAUUCCCAUCUGCUCUUGCAAGUAAUAGGAAUUAAUAGAUCAUCUAAAAAAGGCGAAAUCAACCAAGAAAUUCUGCUCCGGCUUUCUAAUGUGCCAAAAGACGUACCUAUCAGCAAAAUUUCUGAUGAUGACUUUUCUGAGGAAGAAUGUCAAGAUCUGUACCAGAGAAUGAGUAAUGGUCUGCUCAAAAAGCCAACUACACUGGAGCUUGAGCAGAAAGCUAGAACUCUGCACGAAGAUGUGACGAAGCAUUGGAUCUCGAGAGAGAUAGCAGUGUUGCGAAAUCGCAUUGAUCUGGCCAAUGAAAAGGGAUGGAGGAGAGAGCUUGCUCAGUACAUGGACCGAAAAAUGAAGCUGGAAUCUCCAUCAGAACAAUCACGCUUAUUAAGUGAAAUGCCAGAAGUAAUUCCUGAAAUGGUUAAUACCAAUCUGUCACCAGAAGACUCCUCCAGGAAAGAUAAGCUGGAAUUUCCAUCAGAACAAUCACGUUUAUCAAGUGAAAUUCCAGAAGUAACUCGGGAAAUGGUUGAUACCAAUCUAUCACCAGAAGACUCCUCCGGAAAAGAUAAGCUUGAGCAAAAUGAUUUGUCAGAAUUAGCCACUGGAGAGACUCGUAACUCUGUUGAACAAUGUUCCACACAUGAUGGUUUUGCUCGAUGUCUGGAUAAGAGAACAGAUGUUGUAGAUUACAGAAAUCUGAGUGUUAACAUGGAUGUCAAUCAGACAAUAAAAGAAAGACAAAGGGUUACCCUUGCUGAUUCUGUUAAGGCAACUGCCAUAGAUGUUAUUAUGUUAAGUGACAGCGAUGAAGAUGAUUUAAAUAUUAAAGUCAAUUCAGCUGAAAGAAAGGAAGUUGAGACUCCUAAAGUCUCUUCCACAGGAAGAAAAGGAGUAGAAAGUCCUGAAGUCAUUUCAGCUUGGAGAAAGAGAUUUGAGACUCCUGAAAUUCCUACCGCAGGAAGAAAAGGAGUAGAAAGUCCCGAAAUCAUUUCAGCCGGGAGAAACAGAUUGGAGACUCCUGAAAUUCCUAGCUGGCUAUGUUCGGGUGUUUAUGGUGGGGGAAUAAGAGGACCAUUUUCAUUGUCUGUACUCAAACUCUAUUUUGAAUCUCAAUCUGCUAAUUCUUCUCCCUUAGAUUUCAAGGUAUGGAAGACAGGUGAGAGUGAAAGAGAGGCAAUUCCUCUGAAGGAUGCACUUAGGCUCUUUUCUCCCCAACGUGAGGAGUAA